AUGUCCGCUCUCAACAGCUCUACUCAUCACCAAGAGACCUUCUCUGACUUGCCUCUGGGAACUUUACCUCCAAGAAAGCGUGCCAAGACCGAAGAGGAGAAGGAGCAAAGAAGAGUGGAAAGAAUUUUAAGAAACAGAAGGGCUGCUCACGCGUCUAGAGAGAAGAAGAGAAGACACGUUGAGUACCUGGAGAACUAUGUGACUGAUCUGGAGUCUGCGCUUGCGACACAUGAAGGCAACUAUCGGAAGAUGGCCAAAAUUCAAUCUGGCCUGAUCUCUCUGUUGUCGGAACAUGGAAUCGAUUACUCGUCUGUGGAUUUAGCUGUUGAACCAUGUCCAAAAGUCGAAAGACCUGAAGGUUUGGAGUUGACUGGUUCAAUUCCAGUGAAAAAACAGAAAGUCGCUUCGGCGAAGACGCCAAAAUCGUUGAAAAAAUCGAAGUCAGAAAUCCCAUCGCCAAGUUUUGAUGAGGAGAUGUUUUCCGAGGAGGAAAACGAAAAUGACGAUUGUAUUGAGGAAUACGAGAAAUCAGGACAAGAAGCGACCAUGGCUCCGUCUUUGACUCACAACCGCAAAAGAAAAGCGCAAGAUGCUUACAUCUCGCCUCCGGGCUCCACCUCCCCAUCCAAGUUGAAACUUGAAGAAGACGAAAGGAUCUCUAAACAAGAAUACAGCAACUUGUUUGAUGACACGGAGGACAUUUUCCCUUCGGAAAAGUCAUCGAGCCUCGAGCUGUAUAAACAGGAUGAUCUGACCAUGGCAUCAUUUGUGAAACAAGAAGGUGAAGAAAUGGUGCCGUUCGUCAAGCAGGAAGACGAGUUGAAGUUUCCUGACACAGGUUUCAACGCUGACGACUGUCAUCUGAUCCAAGUGGAAGACCUCUGCUCUUUUAAUAGCGUGCAUCAUCCAGCAGUGAUGGUUGUAAAGUUAUGA
Messenger RNA from Ogataea haglerorum, 933 nucleotides. RefSeq lists its product as uncharacterized. Gene Ontology annotation, biological process: positive regulation of transcription by RNA polymerase II. Gene Ontology annotation, molecular function: DNA-binding transcription factor activity, RNA polymerase II-specific. The record is from RefSeq and is a predicted model, not a curated record. Lineage: Eukaryota; Fungi; Ascomycota; Pichiomycetes; Pichiales; Pichiaceae. The coding region runs from base 1 to 933 and encodes 310 amino acids. The transcript has a single exon.